This is a messenger RNA of Olea europaea var. sylvestris, 1754 nucleotides long. RefSeq names its product la-related protein 6B. Gene Ontology annotation, biological process: RNA processing. Gene Ontology annotation, molecular function: mRNA binding. The coding region runs from base 258 to 1649 and encodes 463 amino acids. Gene Ontology annotation, cellular component: nucleus. NCBI's taxonomy places the organism in Eukaryota, Viridiplantae, Streptophyta, Magnoliopsida, Lamiales, Oleaceae. The transcript is spliced from 10 exons. The record is from RefSeq and is a predicted model, not a curated record.
CUCCAUCCUUUCCCCUCGCCCCCUCCCCCCCUCCGUCUUCUCCUUCUCUAUUCCAAACACAAACCUAGUGUCUAUCUGGGCUCUGUGGAAAGAUUUCCAAUUCAACACACAGAGAAAAUCGACCCAAAAACCAAUAAAUUUACUAUUCAGUUAGUUCUGUUAGUUCUGUAUUGAUAUAUUAUACGCCAAUAAAGAUUAAUCAGUUGAUUGUAGGACUCAUAUUACCAGAUUGUAAUCAGAUCCAUCAAGAUUGAUUGAUGGAUCAGCAAGAUUACGAAACCCUAGGAUCAUCGGAGAGUAAUCAACUCAACCUUGCCUCUGUUAGCAGUAAGCUCAACGCUAAGGCGCCUGAGUUCGUCCCACGGUCGACUUCUGUACCGUCGCCUUCACAUUCGCAGUCUCCGCCGCCUUCGCCUGCGGUUGCGCAGCGGGUUUAUACGAGGCCUCCGUUCGGGUCGCCUUUAAGGCCUUACUAUGGAUUUGAGGGUCAAGUGGCGGUACAGAAUUAUUAUCAACAUGGGGCAAUGCCGCUUUAUGGGUACUUAAAUCCGUCUCAGGAAUUGUUGAAUGGGAUCCAAACCCCGGUGGUAUCUGCAGAAGUGGCCGAUGGUAUUACCACUACCGCCGCAGCCAUUUCGACGAAAAAUGGAAUGCCAGAUGCUCAUCAGAAAAUUCUCAGCCAGGUGGAGUUCUAUUUCAGUGAUAUCAAUCUGGCUACCACCGAUCAUUUACUUGGGUUCAUGAUUAAAGAUCCUGAUGGCUAUGUGCCUGUCUCUGUUGUCGCAUCAUUUAAGAAGAUAAAAAACGUCAUCAGUGGUGCUUCCCAACUUGCUAGUAUUCUGCGGAGCUCAAAAAAGUUGGUGGUUAGUGAAGAUGGCAAAAAGGUCAGACGUCAACAUCCUUUGACUGAAUCUGACAUGGAAGAGCUACAAUCGCGUAUAGUUAUUGCUGAAAAUUUACCCGAGGACCAUUGCCACCAGAACCUCAUGAAGAUUUUCUCCUCCGUGGGAAGUGUGAAGUCAAUUCGUACUUGUCUGCCUCAGAAUUCCAACGGUGGAGCAUCAUCAGCGUCUAGAACUGUGAAAGGGAAUGCAGCGCAUUACAGUAACAAGUUGCAUGCAUUUGUGGAGUAUGAAUCAGUUGAGUUGGCAGAGAAAGCAAUUGUGGAGCUAAAUGAUGAGGGCAAUUGGAGGAACAGUCUAAAAGUCCGUUUGCUGAUAAAGAGUGCAGUGAAGUCUGCUCAAGUGCGAGGUAAGAAACUUCAUGAUGGUCAGUCCAAUGGUAAGAUAGAUGAAGCAAUUGUGCCAGAGGGGCAGCGGCUCAAGGAGAAACAUUCAGAAGAUUCAUUGCAGGAGUCAGAUGCUCAACCAUACGGGUUUCAAUGGGAGGAUAACACGAACAAUAGUCCACAGAGGAAAGCCCACAAUUUUGUCAGUGGCAAUGGCAGUGGAAAGGGCAAGGGACAGGGCCGGGGGCGAUCUCAGCAUCACAUGAACGGAGGAAGUCAUUUGGGAUCUUCACCAAUGGAAGCUUCUGUCAAUACCGAGAAGCUGACUAUAGCCAAAGCAUCUCCUGUCCCUCGCAUGCCAGAUGGCACUAAGGGAUUCUACAUGGGUCGAGGAAAGCCAGUAGCUAUCUCAAUAGCUUGAAAUGCUCUAAUAUCUUAAAAAGCAAGUGCAUCUUUCAAAUGCCAGCAUUCACUUGUCAGGGCAAAAAUGGCUUGUUACGUGCUGUAUGGAAGGAGAGUCGUUAAA